AUGACCUCUGAAGUUUCCCUAAAUCUCACCUCCUCAAUCCAGCUCCAAGUGGCUGCAUCUUACACAGAAUCAGUGUUUUACGCUAUAUUCCUGGCUGUUGGUAACCUUGUGGGUCUGUUUGGUAAUGUGCUGGUAAUAGCAGCAACUAUCGGCCAACAAGCCAACCACUUCAAACUAGACCAGGGAACUAUAAUCCUGCUGCGUCACCUAGCUAUAUCUGAUGUGUUGUUCACUCUGCUCUACCCGGUCCCUAUAAUGGUAGUGUAUAUAGCACGGAGCUGGGUGUUUGGAGCGGAGGUGUGCUAUCUUAUAGGACUUAUUAUAAGUCUCCCUGCUACUGCAAACAUGAACUUUAUACUGGUCAUGUCACUCUAUAGAUACGUGAGGUGCAGGUUCCCUUUGAAAGUAACACAAAUUACUCCUUUCAUGGCUACAAUAGGGUGUCUCAUAAUGUGGGCUCUGUCCUGUAUCUUCCCUGUUUACACUCUGGCAGUGAAACUCAGGAUUGUGUUCAACGUUAAACUUGCUUCCUGCAGCUUUACUUUCCCUAAAUCCACUGGAAAUGCUAUCCUAAUCUUCGGAACGACUGUUGUGCCGUUCCUAGUGAUAGUUUCACUAAACGUGUUGUUGUGGUUGCACGUGCGCGCGUUUACUCGGCACUUAUCUGCAAAGCUGGACAGCAAGUCGCGUCGUGAGAUGACGGAGAUGGAGAAGAAGCAGAGUAAGAGAUUCAGAGCUUCUUACAGACAAGGUGUCAUCACCACCACCUUUAUCACCGCGCUCUUCGCUGUCACCUGGAUGCCAACUGUGGUGAGGUUCGCGUACGCUGCAUUUGUUGGAGAAGAUGGGUUAUACGACUGGGUGGAAAAAGUAAGGUAUUUCUACUUCUUGGGGUCGUGGGGGAAUCCUAUAAUAUACGGUAUGAUAAACAAGGGGUUCCAGGACUACUUCAAGUCAUUUGUUAACAGACUCUGCAGGGUUUACGUAGUGGACCCUUCCAAUAACGUGGGUAAAGUUAUGAGCGAGAUACAAGUUAACAUUAGAAAAGGAAGCAAACCGGUCAAUGAUGCGAGUAAGGUAGAUGAUGUUCGUAUUGUGUGUAAAUCUGUAAUGAAAACUGCUGAUGAGCGGGGAAGUGUGUCUCCUAAUAAGCUGGAUGUUUAUGACAAUAAAACAUUCGAUAAUUCGUGUAUUGAGUCGAAAAAAGUAGUUUUCAAGGGAUGA
This is a messenger RNA of Bolinopsis microptera, 1224 nucleotides long. Its product is annotated as galanin receptor 2b-like. Bases 1 to 1224 code for a protein of 407 amino acids. NCBI's taxonomy places the organism in Eukaryota, Metazoa, Ctenophora, Tentaculata, Lobata, Bolinopsidae. Gene Ontology annotation, molecular function: G protein-coupled peptide receptor activity. The record is from RefSeq and is a predicted model, not a curated record. Gene Ontology annotation, cellular component: plasma membrane. The transcript has a single exon. Gene Ontology annotation, biological process: neuropeptide signaling pathway.